Messenger RNA from Lytechinus pictus (painted urchin), 4618 nucleotides. RefSeq lists its product as uncharacterized. The record is from RefSeq and is a predicted model, not a curated record. Lineage: Eukaryota; Metazoa; Echinodermata; Echinoidea; Temnopleuroida; Toxopneustidae. Gene Ontology annotation, molecular function: protein binding. Bases 305 to 4570 code for a protein of 1421 amino acids. The transcript has 12 exons.
AGUAGAUAAAAGUGUGUGAGCGUGAGAGAGGAUGAGAGAGAGUGUGUGUGUGAGGGAGGGAAGGGUGUGUGUGUGUGUAGCGCGUGGGUUUUGGGGGUGCGUACGCAUUUGCUGCAAGGUUGGACGGGGGGAAAAACAGUUUUUACCCAACAAAAUUCCACCCUUCUUCAGAAGAGUUAGGAAGUGCAUUCGAUCAACCUCGAUUCUUCUCGACUAGUACUUUCUGAAGAGAGAGCCGACUGAGAAGUUCGUCAGCAGGGAAGCUCUCACAACUUCACUCGGUCCAUGUCAAAGAUUGUACAUCAUGUAUAGCUUUGGGGACCAGUUGCAUCGGCCCAAGUGGUUUGCACUUCUAGGGUUCCUUAUCGUAUUCCUGCUAGCAUUUCAUGGAGAAGCUCAGGAGAUGUCAGUCUCAGUCAGCCUCAGCUCCGGCGAGGGUCUUUUGCCAUGUGUUUAUCGAGGAGUUCCGUACAUGGACUCCCAAUCGUGGGCAGUGGACGAAUGCACCACCUGUGCCUGCAACAACGCUACUGUUACCUGUGUGAUUGAGAGUUGUCAACCAGCAUUCUGCGCUUCACCAAUAAAACCGGAUGGAGCAUGUUGCUACCUCUGUCCAUACAAUGUCCUGGCGAAGAAAGUCCUGCCUGAAAUCACAAGCACAGAUACCAUCGCAGAGGGAGGGGACAAUCAAGUGAGCUUUGAUGUUCCCAUCAAGUUUCAUGAUGCUAUGGACACCACCGGAGUCUCAGGAGAAGAUAUAUGGAAACUUUCUGCUUGGGCUUCAGCCAAUCCAGACGGCAAAGGACCAAGGAUUGGAUUCGAAGAGGACGUUCUAGAUCUGACGCAAAAAGACAAGUACUUUAAGAAAAAAGAAAAAUUCGAGUUUACUGAUCUGGACUUUUCCUUUUCUGACCCGAUGGCCGAGUGCGACGACAUGAAGUAUAUCUGUGUGAGGAUCGAGAGGGGAGAUAACCCAAGGACCACUGGGGACCUUGGCUAUACUUUAGGAGGAUACCCGGACUCAGAUGCACAGACCGGUUGUACAGGAGCCCCAGAAUGUCGAGGAAUCGUUGCUAGGGAUCUAGAAUGGGAGCUGGAACCAGCAGAAACAGUAAUACCCUAUCAGGAAACGGCGGUCAAUCUGGACGCUACAGUCUUCUUCCGAGAGGAUAACCCGUUGUUAUCUGGUGAUGGACUCUGGCGCAUGGGUCUGUACGGCAGCAGAACAGCUGAUGGCUCAGGCGAUCGCUAUGGUUACAAACCACAGACACUGAGCUGGCCCCAACAGGGAACCACCCUAGAGGAAGGAGUUCCUCUUGGAAUGCCUGAUGUUGAGACCGACUUUGAAAUCGGAACUGUCGGUUGCAAUGACUUCGGCUAUGUGUGCGUGGAAUUCACUGGAGGGGACAAUCCAAAUCCAAACUAUUUCUUCCGCAAAGAGGGUGCCACAGAUAAUUCUCCGGCACAAAAUACACUCACCAGAUGUAAGGAACAGGAAUGUUUAUCAAAUGUAUGGGCUGAGUCUCUGGACUGGAGCUUAACGCCAACGGGUACGGUUAUAUCCGGUCAGGAAAGCGAAGUGACUAUUGACGGCAAUGUCAUGUUUGAAGACGACAACCGCGAAGUUGCCGGCAAUGGCCUGUGGAGAAUGGGGCUGUACGGAAGCAGGAAUCCCGAUGGAACAGGAGAAAAAUUUAACUACAAAAGGAAUAUUCUUGACACGCCACAAGAAGGUGUUACUUUACCACAAAAUAGCGGUUUACUCGAACAACCCGGGGUGACUGCCGACUUUGAGAUUGGUACCGUCGGUUGCAAUGACUUUGGAUAUGUUUGCGUUGAGUUCACCGGAGGAGAUGAUCCGCAACCUUUGUAUUUCUUUCGGACAGUGGGAUCUGCAAGUGAUCAUGCAGAAGACAAUGUUUUAGUAGAAUGCAAAGAACAGGAAUGUUUAUCAAAGGCAAUCUUUACCGAUCUGGAAGUUGAUCUUGGAGACCAAAACAUCAUCGAGAAUAAAAACAAUCCUCUCACAGUUGAUCUGAGUGGAAUCACCGCCGACGACUCCACCAACGUGUGGGGAGACCAGCUAUGGACAGUAGGUGCAUAUGCCAGCCAAAAUCCGAAUGGAGAAGGACCCAAGACCGGCCUCAUCGAGCAGAUUCUUGAUCCCAUGGAAGCUGGCACCAAUCUCAAUGAAGGGGAGAAUCUUCCAUUCGAGCAAGUUGAUUUUGAUUUCGACAUGACAGGGAUGCGUUGUGAAGAUGCUCCAUAUCUCUGUUUUGACCUUGAUAAGAACCCCAGGGCCAGUGUUAACUACAUCUUUGAAGCUCGCCCCGACGAUUCGGUAACGACUCAAUGUGUAGACAUGAGAGAUCGAUGCAAAGGUGCCACUGCUACAGAUAUUGAAUGGGAGCCCGAAAUUGGUAUUGCUCCGUUUGGACAACCUUCACCUCUGACUAUCGACACAGAAGUUCUUUUUGACCCAGAAAGUCCCGAUGUGAUUGGAGAUGGAUUGUGGGAGUUGGGUGUCUUUGCCGCUAAUAGCCCGGAUGGCAUAGGACCACGCAGACAUGAGGUUACUCAGACCCUAGAUCCGUUCAACGAAGCUUUGCCUCUUGAGGACGGAGGACCCCUGGACUUUGGCAAGCUUGAUGUCGACUUUCCAAUAGACGAAGUUGGCUGUGAUGAAUUCAGGUGGCUCUGUGUUGAGUUCAAGAAAGGAGAAUCGCCCACACCGGAUUUCAAAUUCGAGACUGAAUCUGGAGAAGAUUCAAUAAUAUCUUGCAAAGAACAGAGAUGUAGAGGUGUCGAAAUCAACGACCUCGAAUCUACUCCAACCGACGUUAAAACAGAUCUCAUGCUUUAUGAAGGAAAGGCAGAAAAUCCGAUUACAUACAAUUCUGUUGCAUCCACCACCGAUCAAACUGGUACGAUCAGGGGAGUUGAUCUCUGGACCCUGAGCCAGUGGGGAAGUGAGCGUGCAAACGGCAAUGGACCACAAGCAAACUACCAGGAGCAGGUGCUUUCGGGAUACCACGCAGCACUUCCAGUCUUGGCUCAAGGAGACACACUUGAUUUCGUCCCGCUUGUGUCUAACUUCGACAUGACUGGACUCAAGUGCCCCCAGGUCAAGUACAUCUGUAACGAGGUCAACAAAGACCCUGAGUCCAUCCCAGAUUUCCAGUUUAGCGCUGUUCCGGAUGAGUCUGUCCUGAGGAGUUGUUUUGAAGUACCUGAUGACGCCUGUAAAGGAGUUAUCUUUGAUGACAUGGAUUGGGACAUGUCCCCAAUUGGACCGGUCAGGGCUGAUGAACCCGAUGACAUGCUUCUCAACGUUGACCUUAGCACAUUACCAGAAAGUGGUUCAGCCGAUGGUGAUGGGCUCUGGCGAAUUGGAGUAUUUGGCUCUCCUAGUCCUGAUGGCGCUGGACCACGUCUUGGCUAUGUUCGGCAGAUCUUGGACCGAGCAGAAUCAUCAAUACCUGCAGAGGGUGAAGGAACACCCCUCGAAUUAAACAAUCUGGAGGCUGAGUUCGACCUCUCUCAAAUUGGUUGUGACUCUGAGUACCGCUUCCUGUGCCUUGAGUUCUCGAAGGGUAUGAUGGCCAGUCCUGAUUUCAAGUUCGAGGUACAAGGUGGUGGUGAUGAAAUAGUAAGCUGCAAAGAGCAACCUUGCCGGAGACCUGUUAUUCUGACGGACGUUGAUACAAAUCUGCUGGGUAACGGGCGCGUAAGUGAAGGCACACCAAACAACAGAAUUCUGUACGACAUCACUGGUGUCGCCGAUCCUUCCAGUGGGAAGGCAAUUGGUGAAGAUCUCUGGGAUCUGACAACUUUUGGCAGUUCAUAUCCUGAUGGUCGUGGCCCGAGGUAUAACCCCCAAGAGGCCAACGUCUUUACUCCGUAUCAAAAGGACAGACCAGCUUUCCCUGGUGAGGACAUACGAUACGGAGCUGUAGACACCAACUUCGACAUGACAGGACGCACUUGUGACGAGGUCAGGUACUUCUGUUCCGAGCUUCGUAAAAAUGAAGCCGCCACUCCAGAUUUCGAAUUCCUUGCCAAACCCAGCGAGGAUGUGCUUAUCGACUGUUUCGAACUUAAUUGUGAAGGUGUUCUCAUAGACAACACUCGGCUCAUGUUGAAUUCUGAUGACGAGCUUGAAGAUGGGCCAAACGACCUGACCUUUGACUUUAGAGUGGACUCGAACCCCUCUGGAGGGGAUGCUGAUGGUGACGACCUCUGGCGCCUGGAAACAUUCACUGCUACUCACAUGGACGGCUCAGGUCGACGUGAUAUCUUGGACCAGCAGACCCUCGAUCCCAGAGAGGCCAGUAUUGACAUGAGAUCUGGAGACUCUAUGGUCUUCCGGAAUCUCGAGGCAAGGGUUAACUCUGAGGACGUUAACUGUGAUGAAGAUCAGUACCUGUGCGCCGAGAUCUCCAAACAAGCGCGCGCCCGUCCAAAUUUCUCCUUGAAGGGAACGCGAGAGAAUUCCAUGACGAGUUGUAAAAAGAUCAAGUGUGCCAAGGCUGGUAAGAUUCUUAUCUUUAUUUUCCGCAGGGAGGUAUAAAAGAGAAGAGAUCUAGAAGUCUGACUUAUUUUCACCGUAUUUUUCAUU